UGCGUGUGUGUCCACAGCGUCAUGGGGAUUAUAACAUUCACAAAAGUAGCACUUUUAACGAGCUUUAUUACAAAUAUGCGAUCAAAAUAAACUCGCCCGCUAGCGUCUUGUUGUUGUUGUUGUACGUGCGGCGAGGUGGAUAUCGGUGUUGGUUUGUGAAGUGGAGUUUCUUCUAUAUUUGAAGCUUUCGUGACUGCAAGGAUUCAUAUUCUUAGGUGUUUUCGGUAAAGUCACGUAGGUAAAACAUCAAAAUUAAUAAAAAUAAAAUAAAGAUCACGACGUUUCGGAGGCAACACAAGUCUCCGUCAUCAGGUGGGACCGUCACAGCCAGAUCAGCUGCAUCAAGAUGAACACAAUGAAGACAAAUCCGCCGUCCCCGAGCAAGUGUCGAGGCCGGGCUGCAGCGCCUUGCAGGCAGGGCGCACAGCCGCCCGCCGUGCGACCCACGGGCCGUCCUCUGUGGCGCAACGCCACGGGCUCCCUGACGGGGGUCACGGGGGUCACCGGCGUGGGGAUCGCACCGACCGUGGCCGACAGCGGAGGACAGCUGAGCCUGCCCCUUGCCCAGUCACUGCCCCCGCCUGUGCCCCGGCACCCUGCCAAGGAGGCAGCUGCGAGCAUGGAAACCCAAGAGGGAAGUGGCAAUACAGCAACAGAUUUGCACGUACAGUUUCAAGACAGGGAGAAAGAGCUGCUGGAUCAAAUACGUGCCUUGACAAUGCAGGUGAACCUGUUGGGACAGGAAAAUAAGGAUAAAGAUUCAAUGGUGACAUCACUGACCGAACAAAUGGAUGCAAAGGAGCUGGAGCUUGAGGAAAGGCUUGCCACUGAGAGGCAGACGCACAGACAAAGUCGAGAGGAACUUGCUAAAGUUGAGAACCUGGCAAAAGAGCGCAUGCUUCUCUUGCAGGAAAACACACGACUGCAUCACGAAGAAGUGGAAAAGAUGCAAAUGCAGGUUUGCAUACGUGCGGCGCUCUGGCAGCACAAAGAGUCUAUGGCUGCAGUUCUAGAAGGUAAAGAGAAGGAGGUGCAAUGCUUGGAAGAGAAGAUUGGCAAGCUGAAACAGCACAUCGCCGACCUGUUAAAUGGGAGGUCCAGAGAACGGCAGCAGCAGCUGGAUGAGCUGAGGAAAGAGCUGACCCGGAUUACCCAGGAAAAUGAACUCAUGCAGAAAAAACUCAAACGAUACACGUCUGGAAAAGAGGUGUUAAACGUUGUACGAGCCAAACCCACAUAAAUGCAUUGUAUGAGUUUAUCUUAGCAACCUAUUGAGUUUCUCAAACUCGCAGUCUGAACAUGUGAAGUUACCAUUAUCGUCGCUUAUCUGGACUCAGAAGCAUCAUGUGAAUCUCAAUAAAAUCGAUUUGUUUUUCAUGUACUUAAGUCAUGUUAAGCUAUAAAGUGCCAUUACAUCAGCAGGUAAUGUGUGCCUUAUGUUGUGAAAGAAUAUAUUUACUUUUGUUAUUUAAAUAAUGUAUACACAUUUUGUCCGUCUUUGGUACUUUUGUAUUGCAUCAACGAUUAAUUACCACUAAAUUAGAGGUGAAUGAUUAAUUAAGCUGCAUGCCUUCAAUUAUAUGUCAAGUAAGUGAACCCAAAUGUUAUAUUUCAUAUAUGCGAAAGUGUAGGUUUUCAUUAAAAUAAUAUGCAACCACAACAAUAAAUAAUACCAAAGUGGUGUAUCCUGGGAUGGACAUGGUUUUAAAAAUGAGAAGAAAAUGUGUUUUAAAUACAAACGACGCCACAGCGAUGUCACUGGAGUGAAAGUACGCUCACCAACGUGCACGAGUGGUGGAGCGAUUGUCAACGAGAGUGCACUUGGUACUGGUAGAAACCUCCUGGUUACAUCAGCCCUCAGGGGAUUAUUGUGUCCGUCCGUCGUGC
Molecule: messenger RNA, 1887 nt
Organism: Lethenteron reissneri (Far Eastern brook lamprey)
Lineage: Eukaryota; Metazoa; Chordata; Hyperoartia; Petromyzontiformes; Petromyzontidae
Product: centrosome-associated protein CEP250-like
Source: RefSeq, a predicted model, not a curated record